UAGAGCGCUGUAUGCACUACUGAGAGUGUGAGGAGCUCCGAAAUUUUUUUCCACACACACCCACACACACACACACACACACACACACACACACACCGGCAUGCUUUAAGCCGAAUACGUUUCUAGUGGGAGAAACUAUGAAUAGGGAUAAAGUGCAGGUGGGCGACAUCUCCAUCGAACCGCCGACGACUGGCAUCGCUGCACAAACAGCAGUAAUCGUGGUCGCGUCUCCGGAAAGCAUGGACAUGGACGCGCACGGGGAAAAGCGCAUCGCUUCCGGUGAGUUGGCUGUGUUUUCCUGCCCUGCAGCCAGAGAUGUGCUUCAGGCGGAAAGCCGAGAGAACUCCGUGCGCCAGGACGCACCGGCGCUUCCUCCAGCCAGCGCUCCUCGGACCACUUCGUUCUCAGUGCUGGACAUUUUGGACCCAAAUAAGUUCACAAGCAAAAGGCAGCCAGCCAACAGGACAGGCUGUGACUCCGGCUGUGGGUUCGGGACAGAAAACAGAGGCGAAGAUUCCAAUCACGCAGCAGAUCAGAAAGCAUAUCCCGAAGAGUACGACUGCAAGAAAUCGUCCGGGAUGCUAAAGGAUGGCUUCGUGUUCAGAUCUGCAGAGUGUGAGAAUGAUUUUGCGCGUGGGAAUCACACGGACAGCGAGCUGCAGGAUGAUCUGUGCAGUGAGGAGAGCAGCGGCGCGCUCACCGGAAACCCCGACGGAGAGGACGAGGACCCGGCCAUGAAAAGCCCGAGUCCGGGCAGCCAGCAGAGCCAGCAGUCCUCCUCAAAUGGACAGAACCAACAAGGCAAGCCGAAGAGAAAACGCUCCGGCUCGGAUUCGAAGUCCGGAAAGCCGAGAAGAGCUCGGACUGCGUUCACAUACGAGCAGCUCGUGGCGCUGGAGAACAAGUUCAAGUCGACGCGCUACCUUUCCGUGUGCGAGCGCCUCAACCUGGCGCUGUCACUGAGUUUAACGGAGACGCAGGUGAAAAUCUGGUUUCAGAACCGCCGGACAAAGUGGAAGAAGCAGAACCCGGGAGCAGACACUAGCGCUCCGACGGGUGGUGGCGGUGGAGGAGGACCGAACGGACCGGGCGCCGGUUUGGGCGGCUUGAGUCCCCUCAGUCCGUCUCCACCCAUGAGCGGUCAUCUAUCAAUGCACACCAGCUAUCCAAGUCACACACCUGGAGGACUAAUGUGCACUACUCAGUUACCCUUCCUGCCUAGUCAUGCAGUACUGUCCCCGUUCAUGCUGAGCUCGCAGACGUACGGAGCGCCCGCCUUUUACACGCCGCACUUGUAAGAACACUCUUCUGUAAAUACACUGAAAUAAGAUCAAACCCCAGAACUGGCACACCCCGAGCAACGCACUUUCCAUCCUGUGAUGGCCAAAACACGGACGGGGAGGAGAGGAGGAGGAGGAGGGAUGUGUAUCAUUUGAGGCACUUUCUGUUAGCUUAACUUCUCCAAAGCAUUCGAUGCAUGAGAGAAGACUAAAAUGCUAAAAUGCUGAAAUAACUGUUGAUGUACUCGAGAGCGUGUCGGACAGCAGCAACCCCUGAAAGUCACCCUGACGCACAACAGACAGCUCCAGUUAUCCUCAUGUCCAAGUCGUUAUACCUACAUUUGAUUCCAGAAGUGGUAUUUCGUUAGGUUUUGAAUCACUAAAAUGUGAGCAUUUUCCUGGCUCAGACUGUAAAUAUUAUCACGAAUAUAUGUUAGGCACUAAUUUUGAAUGCAAAUGCGCAAAUAGUAAGGAAUCAGUGGGAAUUUAAAAAAAAAGAAGAAAAAAAAAGAAAAGAAAAGAAGAAGAAGAAGAAAAAAAAAGAAAGAAGAUAUGUAUCCAAAUCAUAAACGAAUCUGUGUAAUUAAAAUACGAUUCGGAACUUUUUAAA
This is a messenger RNA of Ictalurus punctatus (channel catfish), 1890 nucleotides long. RefSeq names its product NK1 transcription factor related 2-like,b (gene nkx1-2b). NCBI's taxonomy places the organism in Eukaryota, Metazoa, Chordata, Actinopteri, Siluriformes, Ictaluridae. Bases 138 to 1298 code for a protein of 386 amino acids. Gene Ontology annotation, molecular function: DNA-binding transcription factor activity, RNA polymerase II-specific; RNA polymerase II cis-regulatory region sequence-specific DNA binding. The transcript has 2 exons. Gene Ontology annotation, biological process: cell differentiation; regulation of transcription by RNA polymerase II. The record is from RefSeq and is a predicted model, not a curated record. Gene Ontology annotation, cellular component: nucleus.